UGCGAUGAACUUUGGUUCUAAUCUCUGCGAUGAUGAAUGGGCCCCGUUUGCAACGUCAGUCACUACAGCUUGCGUGUCGGCCAUAUUAUGUGUAAUCACGGCUCCAGGUAACUUGCUUAUCUGUUGGGCGAUCAUCAAGGAUCCGAACAACGAGCUGAAAUCUUCGUUCAAUUAUCUGAUUCUGAACUUGGCCAUUGCGGAUUCUUUUAUUGGAGUUGUGACAGAGCCUGUAUUUGUUUGGUAUCACACCUCUGAAGCAAUGAAAUACGAAGUUCUUGGCCUUCGUUGGUUGGUUUAUAUGUCAUAUUUUAUGACUUCUACCGCCUCAGUGUUAAGCAUAGCUGCGUUAGCAACAGAUCGUUACCUCGCCUUGACUUCUACUACCAUUAGAAAACUGUCCUCUUCAAGCGCUAUUACAGUUUCCAUCGCAAUAUGGAUUUUCUCAUGCGGUUUACCUUUUCUUUAUUUCGGGACUGGGUUUUAUACGCUGGCGUUCGUUUUUGCCAAUACCACAAUAAUUCUAACUCUGAUUCUUUUAGUUUUUUAUUUUGCACGUAUUGUAAAGAGUCUAAACGCUCACGAGAAAAAAAUGCGAUCGGUUCUUGGAAUGGAGGCGCGCCGUCAAGGGCUCCACAGAGAAAAGAAAGCAACAAGAAGUUUCCUUUUUAUUUUGGUUGGUUUUUUUGUAUGCAGCUUUCCGUCUUGUGUCAUGAUAUACGUCAUUAAUUUAUGCAGCACGUGCAGCUGUGACGUUAUACACUGGUUUAGAGACCUACAGUACUUGUCAGUUCUUAUCAACUCCUCGUGUAACCAGUUUUUGUAUGCGUGGAGGAUGAAAAGUUUCCGCCGAGCUUUUAGAAGAAUUCAUCCCCUCUUCGUUUGUUGGGAAGAACAAGAGAGAAGAUCGACCGUGUCACAACUACCUUCCAAUGCCACCUGGUCGCAGUCGCACGAACAAAUGAAAAAGUGAGCGUUGCUGAAAGCUACUUUUGUGCUAACCAGCCGGUUUCGUUGACUCGUAACCAUUAUUCUAUAUACAACUU
Pocillopora verrucosa is the source of this 1043-nucleotide messenger RNA. RefSeq names its product adenosine receptor A2a-like. Lineage: Eukaryota; Metazoa; Cnidaria; Anthozoa; Scleractinia; Pocilloporidae. Gene Ontology annotation, molecular function: G protein-coupled receptor activity. Gene Ontology annotation, cellular component: plasma membrane. The record is from RefSeq and is a predicted model, not a curated record. Gene Ontology annotation, biological process: G protein-coupled receptor signaling pathway.